Molecule: messenger RNA, 1695 nt
Organism: Hemibagrus wyckioides
Lineage: Eukaryota; Metazoa; Chordata; Actinopteri; Siluriformes; Bagridae
Product: alpha-1-antitrypsin homolog
Exons: 5
Coding region: 70-1428 (452 amino acids)
Biological process (GO): negative regulation of endopeptidase activity
Molecular function (GO): serine-type endopeptidase inhibitor activity
Source: RefSeq, a predicted model, not a curated record
UAGCUGCGGCCGUUGGGUCGGUGGUGUUACGUUAACUAGCUGGUUAAUCAGUAAACGUGGUGCUGAGCGAUGAUGAGGAUAAAAGCUGGAGUGAAUCCGUGCUGCACGUCUCCUCUCGGACACGACACUGGAGGUGAUAAAAUGUGGGGAAAGAUCCAGUACUGUUUGACCUUUUCCCUCCUGUUGAUGGUGGCCUUGGCUGACCACCACGAGGGCCACGAUCAUGGAGAACAUUCAGCAGAUCACCAUCACCAUCUCCACCAUGGCAAGGACGAACCUCACCCCAGUCACAGUGGAAAAGAUGAAUUAUGCCACACGCUCUCACCUCACAACGCUGACUUCGCCUUCUCCCUGUACAAUAAACUCUCCAACAACGCUGACGCCAAAGGCAAGAACAUCUUUUUCUCUCCACUGAGCAUCUCCAUGGCUCUGUCCAUGCUGGCUCUGGGAGCCAAAGGAGAGACCCACUCACAGAUCUUCAGCACUCUGGGCUACAGCUCCCUCACAGAGGAUCAGGUCAAUGAAGCCUAUGAGCACCUGCUGCACAUGCUGGACCACAGCCAGGAGGCCAUGCUGCUGGAGACCGGAGGUGGUCUGGCUGUCCGAGAAGGUUUCAAACCUGUCGACAAAUUCCUGAAGGAUCUUCAGCACUUCUACCAUGCAGAGGCCUUCACUGUGGACUUUUCCAAAUCUGACGUUGCUGUCCAAGAGAUCAACAAGUUCAUCGCUAAGAAGACCAAGGACACCAUCACUGACAUGGUCAAGAGCCUGGACCCAGAUACCAUCAUGGUGCUCAUCAACUACAUCUAUUUCAGAGGUAAAUGGGAGAAGCCCUUUGAGGUAGAACACACUCACAAAGCUGACUUCCACGUGGAUGAGAACACCAAGGUGACUGUGGACAUGAUGAAGAGAACCGGACGCUAUGACAUGUACCACGAUGUGAGUAACUUCACCUCUGUCAUCAUGGUGCCCUACAAAGGCAACACCUCCAUGAUGAUCAUUCUGCCUGAUGAGGGAAAAAUGGAGGAGGUGGAGAAACACCUCAGCAAGGAAGCUCUCUCAUAUUGGCAUGACAAACUGUUCAGAAGCUCUGUGGAUCUAUACUUGCCCAAGUUCUCCAUCUCUGCCUCCUUCUCUCUUGGAGACACUCUGAAGGAACUGGGUAUUGUGGAUGCUUUCUCCGACAAUGCAGACUUCUCAGGGAUGAGUGAGGAGACCAAACUGAAGGCUUCCAAGGUUCUCCACCAGGCAGUCCUCAAGGUGGAUGAGAAAGGAACUGAAGCGGCUGCUGCCACCACCAUCGAGAUCAUGCCCAUGUCUCUACCAGACACGAUGAUCCUCAACAGACCUUUCCUGGUCUUUAUCGUGGAGGACAGCACCAAGAGCAUCCUCUUCAUGGGCAAGAUCAGCAACCCUACUGAGCAGUAAUGGUCUGAUCUCAUCCUAGAAAAUGUUGAUUGAAGAGCGGGUGUUUAGCAGCUAGUUCUUUCUGUCCGGGGCUGGAUUUACAGAAAUGCAGCACAGCUCCUCUCAGGUGUAGCGUAAACACUGUCUCUCUCUAUCAACUGGAUGAAGAGACAAUGAUGAAAAAGAGGUUUUUAUUUAAACCUGUUUGUUUCGUUUUUCUGGAUGUUUCUGAUUAACACAGAAUACAGAUUUAAUAACUGUUUAAUAAACAUGUUCAAAUUACAGACA